Messenger RNA from Drosophila virilis, 2252 nucleotides. RefSeq names its product glutamate transporter polyphemus. The record is from RefSeq and is a predicted model, not a curated record. Gene Ontology annotation, biological process: amino acid transmembrane transport. Gene Ontology annotation, molecular function: L-amino acid transmembrane transporter activity. Lineage: Eukaryota; Metazoa; Arthropoda; Insecta; Diptera; Drosophilidae.
AUUUAAAGCAUAUCACAAUCCUUGAAAAAUGGCCCAUUACAAUUGUAAACAACACAAAUUUCUUCUUAUAAGUCUGUAAAAACUAAAUUAUAUAUUUUCCAAAAAUUUAAGGCACAAUUUUGUAAUGGGCGAUGGCGGCUACAAACCUUAUGAUAACCGCAAUAUGGAGAAGCCACUAUCAAAUUGUGAAGCUUUCAUGACCCUACUCAAGUGCGUUAUUGGCACUGGCAUUUUAUCCAUGCCCCUGGCCUUUAAGUAUUCUGGCACUGUUGGUGGCGUAGUGAUGACAAUUCUCUGUACUGCCCUAGUAAUUUACGGAAUGCAACUACUGAUAAAGUGUAUGGUUGAAUCCAGCCGUCGCAAUAAGGUAGGCUAUAUGAAUUUCCCAGAUACAAUGGUGUUUUCCUUUAGUGUGGGCCCAAAGUGCUGUCGUUACAUAUCCGAGGGAGUCGGCUGCUUGGUGGAUAUUAUUUUGUGUAUCGCUCACUAUGGUUACAACGUAGUGUAUCACGUAUUCGUUGCCAUACAUUUCAAGGAACUUUCAGACAUUUAUAUAACUAGCUCCGACUUAAGAGUUGUUUGUGCUAUAGUUGGGCUUUUGUGCUUGCCCCUGUUUCUUGUGCGUCAGCUGAAGUAUCUUGUGCCCUUCUCGAUAAUUGCAAAUGUAUUGAUCUACUUAAGCCUCUGCGCCAUUUGCUAUUAUAUGAUUAAAGGCUUGCCCAGCCUUGGUGAAAAGCGUAUGCUGCCCUUAAAUGCUUUAGAUGUCCCCAUAUUCGUGGGAAUCGUUAUGUUUGCCACGUCGUCAGUCGGUGUGAUGCUGGCUGUUGAAGCCAAAAUGGCUAAGCCUGCCCUUUACUUGGGCUGGCACGGUAUUUUGAGCUUGUGUGCUCUCUUCGUUUGCAUCACGAAUAUAAUUUUCGGAUUUCUUGGCUACUGGCGUUAUGGUGAUAACAUAGCCGCUAGUGUCACCAUUAAUCUGCCCGCUCAGGAUAUCAUCGCGCAGCUUACUAAGUUGGGCAUUGCAUUUGCUGUCUAUUUUACCUAUCCUCUGAGUGGCUAUGUUCCCAUAGAGAUCAUCAUAAACCAUUAUCUGAAUAAAAAUAACCAACUGAAGCAUCCCCAUAUGAUUGAAUACAUACUCCGCAUUGCUUUCGUAAUUUUAGUUACAUUGAAUGCCAUUGCCUUUCCGAAUUUAGGUCCACUUGUGGCGUUGGUUGGUGCUUUCUCUAUAUCCCUACUAAAUCUAAUAUUCCCAUGCUGUAUAGAAAUCUGCCUUUUAUAUCACGAUUCGUAUGGAAGACUUAGGUGGAAAUUAUUCAAGAAUAUACUUAUGAUCAUAUUUGGGACUUUUGUCCUUUGUUAUGGCAGCUAUGGGGCUAUUAGGGAUAUGAUUCAAGAUUAUAGUUGCAAAUGAGAAGCGAAAACAAGAAUUGAUCGUUAUCAUUCGUCGUGGAUUGUGUAUAUGUGAUGUUAAUGGGCACGAAAACUAAGAAACUGGGUGCUGAUCACUGUGCUUCUGAUCUCAACCUUUCUCAUAUGCGAUCUUAAGUAUCUGGUACCAUUUUCCAUUAUCUCAAAUGUGUUAAUGCUCAUCAUCUGUCGAAGCGAACAGAUAUACAACGUUCAUCUAUGUAUCCCCUGUUAUUUGGCGCAAUUCUGUUUUCAAUCGACUCGCUGGGUUUGAUCCUUGGAAAAGUUUGGUGUGCUGAAUCGGGCCAUGAUAUUUUUGGCUUUUUAGGCUGUUGGCAGUACGGGGAUGAGACUUCUAGUUCUAUUAUCAACAAUCUGCCCUCCGAUGAAUCGUACUGCCUUUACUGCAAGCAAUACAUAAUUGUCUAAUCAUUUCAUGUCAAUGUACAACAGCCUUGUUCACAAUACCCAGAUUUUUUAGCUAUACGCUGCAGGGCUACGUAACAACUGAGAUAAUUUGGCGCAGCUAUAUGACGCCUAGACUUAUGGCGAAUACCAAGAAAUCGGCGGAGUAUCUAUUGCGUAUGGCCAUGGUAGUUGCCUCCGUUUUUUGCGCCAUUGCAUAUUACAAUUUGGGUCUACUGCUCUCCUUUAUGGGCUCCUUUUGUCUGGCUCACCUGAGCUAUAUUUAUCCAGUAGCAGACAUAACAGACAAAUAUGACAAUCGUAUCUUUUUAAGCUUUUCACAGAACGAUAGUUUUGUAUAUUCCAAAAUGUAUAAAAUGAUUACAAAAAUGUUAUAAUAUAAAAACCAGUUUGAAUUGCUGGAAAUUGUCUUCAAA